AUUUUUAUUUUUUUUUCAAUUGAGAAAGAUCUAUUUGUAUACAUAUAAAAUUAUGCCAUCAGGUUCCAAAAAGAGAAAAUCUUCCAAGAAAAAAAAGAAAUUGGGAGCAAAUAAUAAUAAUGACAAUAAUAAUAAUAAUAAUCCACAAGUAUCAAGCUUUGCUAUUGCUGUUAAUUCUCAGUCUCAUGGUAAGGAGGAUUUGAAACAUGGUGGUAAAAAAGAGACUGAUGGCGGGGAUGUUAGUUACUCAGCUUCUCAAGAUCACCAGUUCAAUGAUAAAGAGGGAACUAGGGAGAAGCAAUUGGAAAUUCCACAUAGUGAGUCGUCGAUUGAUAAUAACAAAUCAAAUGCAUUGGAAAAAGGGAGUAAUGAAGUGAAUAAAGUAGCAAUGGUAGAGGGAUCAGGUAUCGUUCAGGUCGAAAGAGAAUUGAAGCUUGAGGGUGAAUCUAUGAGAAAUAACAUUGAUAUUGAGCGUGUUGAACCCGUGAGAUUCCCUCAUGAAGGAGGCUUACGAAGGAGGUCAAGUAGCAGCAGCAAACCUGCUAUGUCAGAUGACAUAGUUCAGGUGGCCACAAGCGCUUCAGAUAUUGAUAAUGUGGCCUUUGGAUCAUCGGAGAAGGAAAAUGAGAAGAGAGAAUUGGGUGUUAUCGAUGAGAAAACCAGAACGUCAGACGUUGUUGUGGAUACAGGAUUACAGAAAAGGGACUAUGAAGCUGUAGCAACUUCAAAUGCAAAGCCCUCCAAGGCUGUAAAAGAUGACGAUAAACUAGAGAUUCCGUACGAUGUGCCUGCAGUUGAUGCUGGUGUUCGUGCAAACAACAUGGAAGGUUCUCCCCAUGAGCAUCAGCCACUAGUAGCUUUGGAUCCACGACCAGUGCAAACAACUUCCUGGAAGAGUUGCUGUGGCUUGUUUGAGGUGCUUGCAGGAUCGAAUAAAUAACUUCAGAUUUGAGAUGCAUUAUGAUUCCAAGCAAAACGUUUUUCGUGAAGCAGAGGAGAGUCAUGUGGAAGGUUGAGUUAUACAAUCUAUAUUUCUGUUAUCCUUGUUUUAUGAUAAGCAGCUCGACACCCCUCCGUUGUUUCUUGGUACUGCUUUACGUGCUUUCUGCUGUCGUUAGCUUAUUGGCGCGAUGGAUCCAGUAAAAGAGAGAGAGAAUUGUUUCUUUAGUUGCCUGGGAA
Messenger RNA from Solanum verrucosum, 1179 nucleotides. RefSeq lists its product as uncharacterized. NCBI's taxonomy places the organism in Eukaryota, Viridiplantae, Streptophyta, Magnoliopsida, Solanales, Solanaceae. Bases 53 to 940 code for a protein of 295 amino acids. The transcript has 4 exons. The record is from RefSeq and is a predicted model, not a curated record.